Molecule: messenger RNA, 4868 nt
Organism: Oryctolagus cuniculus (rabbit)
Lineage: Eukaryota; Metazoa; Chordata; Mammalia; Lagomorpha; Leporidae
Source: RefSeq, a predicted model, not a curated record
UCAGGAUCCAGGGGCAGGCCUGAAAGGCCCCAGAUGUCCCAUCAGAGGAAACUAGCACCAGAUUCCCUUCACGGGGAGGGGUGCAGGAGCCUGCAGGUGUCUGGGAGUCUGAUGGGUUCUUUCAAGGCAUCGCCAGCUGAGGGAGGGUCUCCAGCUGACCAAGCAAAGGGGUGGGGGUGGGCAAGCCCUAAGACUGGAGUGUGAGGGAUCCACGCUGAGCCUUGCCUGGCCCAACCCUCAGGAGAACCAGGGCCGCUUCUCUGCGAGGUUCUCUGCCUUGUCCCCUCGGUGCAGGGGCCAGCGCUGUGCUGUCCGCAGUCCCUGGACGGCCCUGCGGUGACACUGAGCUUUCUGUCCUUCUCUGUCCUUGAGAGCUGCGGAUCCUUUUGUUUUAAAAUAAAUGAAUGGAUGAAUUUUAUUUAUUGAGAAAGCAGAGGGACAGAGUGACAGGAGGGAGAGAUCUUUGUCUAUCGGUUUACUCUUCAAAUACCUGCACCAGCUGGAAGCGAGCCAGAACAAGGCCAGGCGCCUGGAGCUCCAUCCAGGUCUCCAAAGUGGGUGGCAGGGGCCCAAGCCCUUGGGCCAUGUUCAUUUGUCCUCCCAGUGUAGUACCAGGAUGGUAGGUCAGAAGCAGAGCAGCCAGGACUCAACAAGAAAUGCUGGGACCAAGAGCAGAGCCUAGGUGCUUGCUCUGGGAUGCAGGUCCCCACUGCUGAGCCCAGCGCCUGCCCCGACCGCGUGCCGGGUGCUCCGGGAAGCAUGGUCCGUGCUUAUGCCCUGAGUCAAGUCUGAAAGGGCAGUGCUGUGUGGAGGUGGAGUCAGGUCCUGUUCUGAUCCUCCCGAGCUCAUCUGAGAUGUGGGGACACAGCUGCUCCCGAGGGGAUUAGGAGGUCUGGGUGACAGGACGGUUUGGCAGGGCUGGUUGAGCUGUCCUGAGACUGCCCUGGUCCUGUGAACUCUGCCCCCGCCCCACCUCCAAGUGCCUGAAUCUCCUGCAGGAAACCUUCCUCAGCAGCGUGCUCCGUCAGAGCCAUGCAUGCAGUUACUACUUGUUUACUUAGUCACUCAGCAAACACAGGCACCUCCUGGGGUGAAGCUGAGGUCAGAGCAGACACACAGGUGACACCUGCCCCUCCUGCAGUGUGCCUGGCUUUGCACAGAGGCCAGCCUUGUGACUUCAGAGCACAGUGCCGUGGUUUGAGUGCAGGGAGUGGGGAGCCGCUGUCACCGGGAAGAUUUUCAGUGUUCAGCCAGGGGAGAAACCUGGGGAUGGCCCUCUAGGCAGGUGGGCAGGAGCAUGGAGAUGGGGCGAGCCUGACCAGAGGCAGGCCUGGGUGUGUGGCUUGGAGUGCAUGGGAGGGCGUGGGGGCUUGGCAAGGGCAGUCCCUGGGCGCAUUAAGCAGGGAGGAAUGGGGCGAGAUUUGCUGGUUCUAUACACACACUGUCUCCCACGUACCAGCCAGGAGCUGCCUGUGCUGGUCUUCGGACCUCACCCAGCAUUCUGCUCAGAGAAGCAAUGCUGUUAGGGUGUGGGCGUCACAGGAGAUGGGGGGUGGAGCACUUGGAUAGGAUCACAGGGGGCUCCCCUGGCCCUGCUGCUGCAGACACAGCAUCUGGGCCCUGUUCUCAGUGUGCUGCCAGUGUGGAUGCAGUGGUCAUUUCUGUCUGGACCCCGGCCCAGGCAGCAUGGUGCCUUAAGGUCCACCUGGGUGAGGAUUCUGCCCCUCCAGAGAUGACAGUAAGAGCAGAGUCUGCCCCGGUCUCCAGCAGGGGAUGCAAUGAAUGCAGCCAUCUCGCAGCCUGUGUUCUCCUGCCUUGCUGUGCCCAGCCCUGAGCUGCUUAGGGGAAGAGGCCUGGGGCAUCGCGUUGGGGCACAGAGAAUGAGGACUGCUCCUCGGGGGAUGAGGGCCAGAGCAGAGGAGUUCCCAAGAGAGAAGGAGGUAGGGAGCAUGGGGUCUGAGCCAGUGGGGACCCAGGUCUGUGUCUGGUGGAGGCUCCUCCGUCAGGAGCCUCAGGGUCGCAGGCGGGUCACUGGGCACAGUAAUUCCUGUAAAUGGCACUUGGGUGGCACCCUCCUGAGGCUGUCACUCCCUGAGCUCCCUGGCGGCCAGGAAGGUGAAGGCAGUGAGAUCUGUGCACACCUGUGUCCGGGCGCCGUGGGGGAACCCAGACGCCUCCCUCCCCUGUGUGCUCUCAGGUGGCCCCUGAUUCCAGAGGUGUAGCCCUGGGUUCAGGCUGUUGGAGCCGGAGCUGGGCUGUGCAGCCUCAAAGCGUGUGUGGUACAAUGGUUGCUCUCGACAGAGCUGUCUGAUGCCGAAUAACUCAACUUCUCAGAAUCCAUACGUAAUCUGGGGCUUUGUCCCUGGCGUCACCCUUCUUGGGAAAUCCGAGUGAGUUGUUUGCGGACAGAGAGUCCGUUGUGCAGCUGACGUCUCUGCAUGCAGUGGGGGAAACCAGAUACCCGCACGGCGGAAUGCCAGCCUCACCACUGCCUGCUCAUCACCGGGUGGUACUGAGGCUGGCAGAGGAGGAUGCAGUUCUGCCGCGUGGGAGGGAGCUGGGGUGCCAGAGAGACGGAGGCAGUGAGGAUGGUCUGUCCACUCGUGGGCACUGGCCUCCUGCACUCGGGCAGGGCACACUCCCACGUGUGCAGAGUCCGUGUGCUCCUGCGAGGAGUGGAGCCUAGGGGCGGCUCUGGGGGCCGAGUUGUGUUCUCGAGUGCUGGAGGACUCCUGAUUGUGGAGCAAGGGGCCAGGAGAGGGAUGCAUGAAACCCAACGAUGGAGGCGGCCCUCUGGCUCUUCCACCACCACCCCACUCGGCCUGCCUGUCUCCCCUCCCCCCGCCCCCUGCCAAGCUGGUGCUGCUUUACUCCAUAAGGUUAGAGGAAAUGGAAGACAAUCAGGUCGUCAGCUCAGGCCGCUUCCAGAUGGGAUCCUGAGGCCAGAACACUAAAGUGCAAAGCAAGGAGAGGGAGCAGGGACUUGGAGAUUACAGGGUGGAGAGGAGGGGGGUGCACAGGCUGAGGCCAGCAGCCCUGGGCUGGGGCCAGCAUUGUUGCACAGUGGUUGCGCUGAAGCUUAACCAUGUUGGAGCACCAUUUUGAGUCCGAGCUGCUCUGCUUCCAAUCCAGCUCCCUGCUAAUGCAGGAAAGCAAAGGGAGAUGGCUUAAGCACUUGGGCCCCUGCACCCAUGUGGGAGAUCUGAGAUGCCGAGAGUUGAGCGCUCACCUAGACUGGGGAGACCAGCAGUUCCUGGCAGGAGGGCAGCACCUGAGUGCUACACGUGAGUGGUGAUACACGUAUCAUGCAACACCUGACGACCACAGGACGAGUGCCCAGUGUCCACACACAUGCAUGUAUCACGCAACACCUGACACCACAGGACGAGUGCCCAGUGUCCACACACAUACAUGUAUCACGCAACACCUGACACCACAGGACGAGUGCCCAGUGUCCACACACAUACAUGUAUCACGCAACACCUGACACCACAGGACGAGUGCCCAGUGUCCACACACAUACAUGUAUCACGCAACACCUGACACCACAGGACGAGUGCCCAGUGUCCACACACAUACAUGUAUCACACAACACCUGACACCACAGGAUGGGUACCCAGUGUCCACACACACAUACAUGUAUCACACAUCCAUUGUCCACACACAUACAUAUAUCAUGCAACACCUGACGACCACAGGACGGGUGCCCAGUGUCCACACACAUACAUGUAUCACGCAACACCUGACACCACAGGACGAGUGCCCAGUGUCCACACACAUACAUGUAUCACGCAACACCUGACACCACAGGACGAGUGCCCAGUGUCCACACACAUACAUGUAUCACGCAACACCUGACACCACAGGACGAGUGCCCAGUGUCCACACACAUACAUGUAUCACGCAACACCUGACACCACAGGACGAGUGCCCAGUGUCCACACACAUACAUGUAUCACGCAACACCUGACACCACAGGAUGGGUACCCAGUGUCCACACACACAUACAUGUAUCACACAACCAUUGUCCACACACAUACAUAUAUCAUGCAACACCUGACGACCACAGGACGGGUGCCCAGUGUCCACACACACAUACAUGUAUCACGCAACACCUGACGACCACAGGAUGGGUGCCCAGUGUCUACACACAUACAUGCAUCAUGCAACCUCUGACACCACAGGACGGGUGCCCAGUGUCCACACACACAUACACGUAUCAUGCAACACCUGACGACCACAGGACGGGUGCCCAGUAUCCACACACAUACAUGUAUCACACAACACCUGACACCACAGGACGGAUGCCCAGUGUCCACACACAUACAUGUAUCAUGCAACACCUGACACCACAGGACGGGUGCCCAGUGUCCACACACAUACACGCAUCAUGCAACCAGUGUCCACACACAUACACAUACCAUGCAGCACCUGAGGACAGGUGCCCAGUGUCCACAUACACACACAGAUAUCGUGCAACGCCUGAUGACCACAGGACGGGUGCCCAGUGUCAGGACACACCGUACCCACAGCAGAGGGCGCACCAGGCCUGGGCCCCGGCCCUCCUGGACUCACCUCCCUCCCUCUCCCUGAGCCUGCCUGCUGCUCCAGGGUCUCAGGAGCAUGGCGCACCCUGGCUGUCCCUGGGGCCGCUGAGCUGCUGGUGUAGGGAGAGGUCCUGUGUUUAUUGGAGGUGCUCCAGACCGGAGGCAGAGCACAGUGCCCAGCCGAUGGCGGCCCCCUGGCUGGAAGCCAGCAGCUGCCCUUUCUCUGGGCUCCUGUCACUCUCUCCACGGCUUCCCCACACUGUCUUUUCAGGAGGCAGGGAAGACAGCCCUUGGGUUCGAGAUUCAGGAGUGUGGUGUUGA